This is a messenger RNA of Amblyraja radiata (thorny skate), 3535 nucleotides long. It is a transcript of the gene zzz3, whose product is annotated as zinc finger, ZZ-type containing 3. The coding region runs from base 399 to 3095 and encodes 898 amino acids. Lineage: Eukaryota; Metazoa; Chordata; Chondrichthyes; Rajiformes; Rajidae. The transcript is spliced from 12 exons. The record is from RefSeq and is a predicted model, not a curated record. Gene Ontology annotation, molecular function: zinc ion binding.
GUGUGCGUAGCAGCCUAUUCCACUCGGGAGUACACAACGAGUGCAUUAAUUUCACUUGCAGCAGAUCUGGUGGGCAGUGUGUCUCGCACGUCGGCUUUGUGUGCACUUUACGGCGAGGCAAGCCCCGUUUUUAUUUGGUGAUAAAUAUGCGGAACACGUGUGCUUGGUGCAGUUUCUGCCGAUGCAGUCGUGGCUUCCCCCAGCGAAGGAGUAUGUUUGUUUAAUUUCGCUUUCAAAGUCUCCGGUACUUUUUUGUGCGUGUGCGUGUGUGGAGCGCGGCUGUGCGGCUGAACGCACUCCCCUCGCACAUGUUUCAGCAGAAUGGUCAUUUUAAGGUUUCCUUCACUUGGUGCUCAUGAGAGAGCCAUGAUGGUGGUCUUUUAGGAAUUUCCUGUAGCAUGGCCGCUUUUAGAUCCCAGCGCGUCACAAGGUCGUCAGUUGGGUCGAACGGUUUGGACGAGAACUUCUGCGGGCGAACGCUGAGGAACCGGAGCAUAGUCCACCCUGACGACUCCUCCCCCCUCCCCCAGUUGAGGUCGCGAUCGCCGAAAAAGAAGCAGGAAGCCACGCCGCAGCCGAGGGGCGCCAACAGCGGCAAGGUCGGCGAGUGCAGGCAGCACGGCGCCCGGGAGCCGUGGGCCAGCCCGAGGAAGAGGGGGCUGCUGUGCUCGGACAAGGACAACCACGAGAAGAAGCUGCUGGACAUUUGCCAGCCGGUGUUGCCCGGCUUCAAGCGGGUGAAGCGAUGCUCGCGCUCGGAGCCCGCGGACAGCCUGGAGGACCCGUCGCCCCCCGCUAGGAACGAGAAGGCUCCCCUCGAGCGCAAGGGGCCGGCCCCCAACAGCGAUGGUGACUCCUCGCAGCUCAAGCGCGCCCGGCGCUUUCUUCUACUGGAUGAUUGUGACAAAAGGGAGAUCAAAAAGAUGAAGGACUUGGAUGGCGGGCGCGAGGACCCGUUGCUGCUGAGGGAGGCAUCUUCACACAAAGCUGCCAAUGGGAUCAAUGAGAAAGAUAUUGCUGCUGCUGCUGCUGCUGCUGCCUCUUCGGAGCGUAGUGAGUGUGAACCUCUUCAUUUGAACCAUAAACCAAAACGUGUGGAUACGCGUGCACCCAUUUUACCCACAGACACUGUCAGCGUUAACUCUGGCGGCCAUUCCCUGCUGCUGAACGGCAGCAAGAUGGCCGCCACUUCAGAGACCAAUGUGCCUUCUAGAGACUCGCAGUGGGAAGACUGCGAGACAGUCAGUGACUGCCACACGGGCAGCCAGUCGCAGCGGCCCGCCACUGAGAACCCGUCGCAAAUCAGGGAAUCGGAGGAGGAGGUCGACGUGGUGGGGUACAGUUCGUCCCUGUCGAAGGAGCAGUGUUGCGGCGCGGACGCGACGACCCAGGACGUGGGUCCCCUCGCGGGGGCGGCCGAGGCGUCCGCCGCGCCCGACUCCCCGUUCGAGUCGCAGGAGCACAGGUACGCGCUGAGAACUUCGCCCCGGAGGGCUGCCGCAGGCAAGGGCAGCCCUCAAAAGACGUGCUCGUCCCCCCGGGACUGCGGGCUGGGGGAGGAUAAAUUCCCCAACCCCAGCGGCGACUAUGGGCCGCCCGCCGGAGCGGCGGUGGCCGCGGACAGGGAACGCUGUGCGACAGUGGAGGAGGGAGACUCUCGAGCUGGAAGGGAGCCGGACGAGGCGGGGGGCGGCUGCUGCGGUGGUGACCUGCCCGACUCGCCCGCACAGCGCGGGCUGCACAGAGGGCUCUUGCCUGCGAGCAGGGAGAAUGGCAGCCAGCUGUCUAGAGAGGAGGAAGAGGACGAGGAGCCUGAUGUGUACUACUUUGAAUCAGACCAUGUGGCACUGAAGCACAACAAAGAUUACCAGAGGCUGCUGCAGACCAUCGCUGUGUUAGAAGCCCAGCGGGCUCAGGCCAUUCAAGACCUGGAAUGUUUGAGCAGAUUCCAGAAGGAGGGACUGAAGGAACCCAUAACGUUUGUUGAAAACCUCCAAAAGAAGGUUGAUAUGGGUCUACCGUGUCUGCAGCGAGUGGUUCAGCUGCCCCAGAUUCCAUGGGACCAUUACACAUCGGGAAUUGGACAUUUUGAUAAAGAAUACAGAAAUAAGAAACACAAUACACGAAGGUUAAAACUCAUCUUUGACAAAGGAUUGCCACUGAGACCAAAGAGUCCCCUGGAUCCCAAGAAGGACCCAGAGUCGUCUUCAUCAUCGUCGUCUUUUUACUCUUCAGUGUUGCCUUUGAGUGAUGCCCCCGAAAUAAUGAUAUCAAACAGUCGUUCACAGGUAAUACGAGGAAGGAUUUGCGAUGACUCCAAGUCGGAAACAUUUAACCAGCUAUGGAGUGUGGAAGAACAGAAACAAUUGGAGGACCUGCUGCUUAAAUACCCCCCGGAAGAAGUGGAAACGCGGCGCUGGCAGAAGAUAGCAGACAAGUUGGGCAACCGAACUGCCAAGCAGGUUGCCAGCAGGGUGCAGAAAUACUUUAUUAAGUUGGCUAAAGCUGGGAUCCCGAUUCCAGGAAGAACACCAAAUGUGUACCUGCAUUCAAAAAAGACUUCAAGCAGACAGCAGCACCCUCUGAACAAGCACCUCUUCCGGCCGUCCACCUUCAUGACGUCGCACGAACCCCCGGUCUACAUGGACGAUGAGGAUGACAGGGGCAGCUUCUACAGCAGUCAGCUUGAUGCUGCCGCUGACGAAGAUAUCUCGGACGAUGAAAGCAUUCCACCCUCCUGCCGCCACUUGGCGGAAUACAAAGAGUUGCUGUGCCUGAAGAAGCUGAAGAAGCAGAAACUGGAUCUGAUGCAGGCGGAGAGUGGUUUUAUACCGCACAUCGGGUACAAGUGUGAUAACUGUGGCACGGAGCCGAUUCUUGGACUACGGUGGCAUUGCCAAGACUGCCCACAGGACAGCUCGGUGGAUUUCUGUGACAGUUGCUCUGACUGCCUAUACGAAACAGAGAAUCACAGGAGUGACCAUCAGUUGGACCCGGUCUUCAGAACUGAGACAUUUCUGGACAGAGAUUACUGCAUGUCUCGGGACACUAGCUACAAUUACCUUGACCCUAACUACUUCCCAGCAAACAGAUGACAGCACGGGCACGGUUUGGGCGGAAGGAAACAAACUCCCCUGGGGGGGUGAUUUCAACUCUUCAGUGCAGCACAGAAACAAAAGGCUUCACUUGUCGAUUCCAUGCACAGAUCAGAAGGGUCCUGCUGCUGUUCCACACGUGCCCACGACUGACGGCGGCACUCGGCAACCUCAACUAAGGGCCCCCGUGGCCCCAACGCCCCACAUUUAUCAUUCAACGGCAGCUGAACAUUCCGCACUUACAGUAGCUUUCCUCCACAUGCCUUUCACACUCUCUAUCUCAUCAUCUCUUUCCCUGUGUCUCACUCUCCCUUUCUGUCCCUGUGAACCACUCUCUCCGUCUGUCUCUAUCUCUGCCUCUAUCUCUAUCUCUGUCUCUCUCUCUCUCUCUCUCUCUCUCUCUCUCUCUGUGUUUCUCGCUCUCUCUCUCUCUCUGUUUC